UUUUUUGGCCAGUUAAUUGUGUUGCAAUACGCGUUAAAAUUCGUAAAAAAAAAUAAGCGCAAAAAUAAUAAACACCAUUCGCAACAUCGAUACGCAAUUAUUGGGCAAGCAGAACGCGCGCAGCAGGCAAAAUUGCCGGGCGCCGAGAUAGAAAAUUCGUGCUAACUGCAAUCGGACAGCAAAUAGUCGCGACCAAGCGCACAAACCCUCGAUGUCCGCGGGUGUGGGAGGCGGAGGGAGCAUAACCACAGAUCAUCACAGCCGUUUGUAUUUUCUUAAUUCGCCAACGGCGCCGCUCACCGCACGCGAUCCCUUCUUUAUAAAGCCGGAAUACCUCAACUAUGAAAAUCCCAUGCACCAUCUCUACCCAAGUAACAGGGGACUUAUAGAAUAUAACAACUAUACGACAGUUGCUGCCGCCGCCACAGGAAACACUGCGUCCGCUGCUGCCGCCGCUGCUGCUGCUGCCGCCGCCAGUAACAGUAGUGCGAAUACCGCUACGGCGAAUAGUGCCACAGUCGCUGCCGUUUUGAAUUUGGAGAAUACCUUUCAGCAGCAGCAGCAACAACAACAGCAAUCGGCCAAUCCUCAACAGCAGCAACAACAACAGCAACACCAGCAACAACAUCCGCAAGACACAACUGUUGGUGGCCAGCAUCAGCAGCAGGCGCCGCAUCCUUUGCAUCAUCAUCUCUCCACAGGCGUUGUUGUUGUCGGUGGUGUCGGCGUUGGCGGCGGAGCGGGCCAUCAAUCGACACGCGCCCAAAAAGCAGCCAGAAGGCGGAGCAACGAAUCCGUUGAGGCACGCGAAAGACGUCUGGAACGUAACGCGGCACGUAUGCGUGAGAAACGGGCCAAGGAAUCGGAGGCGGAGUAUCGCCUCCGUUUGGCCAAAAAUGCCGAAGCGAAUCGGAUACGGCGCCAGAACGAAAACGAAGUACAAAGAACCCUAAGACUGAUGAAGAAUGCCGCCCGGCAGCGCUUAAGGCGCGCCAGUGAGACCGCCGAGGAGCGUAAAAAGCGGCUGGCAAAAGCGGCGGAACGUAUGCGAGUUGCGCGCGCAAGUGCGCCAAAGGUUAUAAAACCGCCGCUAGCGGAUCGGCUGAAGGGCUACUAGGAGGAGCAGAAUCAACAAAAAACAACAACAACAGCAACAACAACAACUCAAUCACAACAAACGAAACCGUAAUUCGUUAUUCGUUUGCCGAGACACGUCACACACACACACACACACAAGCAAACAGAAACACACGCACACACACACCUCUACACGGACACACAAUUGUACUCACGCCCAUGGUGGCGAUGGUGGUGAUGGUGGCAGCAGCGACAGCAUAAGACCGUAGUACAGUACCAGAGAAAACUCUUCCCAGAUCCAGCAAAAUAUCAGCAAACGGACACACCCAAAGCCCACAUAUGUGUAACAUACAGACAAAUACAAAUGAGCAGAGUUCUGGAACGAUAGGAAGGCAGCAAGUAAGCACCAAGCAGCUGAAGCAAGCAAGCAAGCAGUCCAAGCAGUCGUCGUUGCCGUAAAUCUAGAGAGGAUUAAGCGCUCUUACGGAUUGUUGGUAAGCACACACACAUACAGAAACAAACGAACACACACAGACAGAGAUAAACACAGACACAGACAGUAGACAGCAGACGAACCUGGACGGCUCGAGCACCUCGGACUUAACCUGGCACCGGAAGCACCAGAGCGUCCGGUACAGGGGGAGCAGCAGAAACAGCUGAUGGAGCAACGUCAUCAACGUCGUCGUUUUAGACAGCUAAGUAAAUGAAGAAGCAGAGAAAGGGACAGAGAACGAAAGAGAGAGAGAGAGCGAGAGAGAAAGGUCGAGGAGAGUUAGAAGAAAAUGAAGAAUAAGGAAAUAAAAUCUAUAUAAAUAUAUGUAUACAUAAAAAAGAAAUCAUAAAGUUUAGAUGAAACCAGUUGUACGGAUCGAUCGUAUGUGGGAGCAGGAACAGAUAUAAUAAUAAUGAAUAAUGAUGAUUAUGAUAAUGAUAAUGAUGAUGAAGAUGAAGAUGAUGGCACUUUUUAGAAUAUAGCGCCGGCAAUUUUUUUUUAAGUUAACAUUAAUAUGAAAGAUGAAGAGUAAAGUAUUUUUAUAAUGCAUGCAUUAUAUUCGUACGAUAUAUAUAGUUAUAUAUAUAAAAAACAAAUAUAUAUAUAUAUACAUAUAUUAUAUACAGAACACACACAAUAUAUAUACAUACAAUACAUGUAGAAAAUAGUCAUGUGUAAAUUUAUGCACGUCACCUCACACGCACACACACACACACAGACGAGCACACAGAUACACACACAAAUACACAGACACAUACGCUUACAGCAGCUCUAGACCCAGCCCAACCCCAAGACCCAGCCCAACCCCAAGACCCAAACCGCCCCGAGCCAGCCAAGCACACAUCCGCAACCCGAACCCAAACCCCAAGAACUCACACAAAGUACAGCAAAAUGUUAAAGUCGAGCAAAAACUUCAUCCCCACAUGUGUAACCCCAACCCAUACAACCACCGACCCACCCACAAGCCCAUACAUGCACACACACAGACACACUCAUAACACCAGCAUACGUAGCGUAUGUGCUGCGAGUGUCCCAAAAAUCAGGGUGAUUCGUUUUGUUAGCAACAGAAAAAGGACCAAACACACACACGCACACACAAACACAAACUGUACAUAGAAGAAGAAAUGCAAACCAGAUUGGAAUGUUCCCUCUUCCAAUUGGAGUUUCCCGCGCUGCAACAAGUGCAGCAAAUUGGCAGCACUUUUCUCCCUCGCUCCGCCACCCCCUCGUCCAUUAACCCAUUUUCUGUCGCACAACAAAUCUGUCGAACUUCAAGGACAUUUCAAUGUUUGCGGGGACACUUUAGAUCGUACUAUAGCUUAACUUUUCAGACUUAGAAAUAAAAAAAAAAAAUAAAAAAGCAGGUAGAAAAGCCAUAAAAAAUUAUUUAAUUUUUAUGUGUAAAAAAAAACAAAAUUCAAAUUGACCUUUGGAAGCAACUCAACACAACUAGUUGGAAUUACAGAUCGGUUCCAUUUGUAUGUACUUCGCUUCCUACUUCAAGGUUGAAUUUUAUUUGAAUUUCCAUUUUCUAGCAAUAGAAAAAACAUAUUUAUUCUAACUUUCUUUGGGCCUUUGCUGAGCUGCAAUUCCCACAACUACUUAUGACUAAUUGUUUACGUAUAUUAACAAUUUUUUUUUUUAGAUACUAUGUUUGUUUGACUAAACGUUUUAGUGAAUUUAUAUUUGUAAAGUCUAACAUGUAGCGCUCUUCCCCAUUGUUAAGAUCCCUCUGUAUUAAUAACGACUUGUUGUAUAUCUGCAUUGCAGGACGGUUGAGUAGGAAAACAACUUUCGAAUGUGUGGCAGCAAAUGGGUAAUUGGUGCAUUAAAUCACAAAUUUUAUUGAUUUUAUUUGCAGUUCUCAUGAGAAUGGCAGCUUUACACACACACAUACACACACAACUCACAUACAUACAUACAUACACACAUAUAGCGAUUUACAUAUUAAAAACCUACAUGUGUUACAAUAAUGGAAAUUUGUGCAAGCUGUUAAUUCUGUGGCCGUUAGAUUUGAUUUGAAAAUCUGUUUCGCUUGCAGGAAUCUUCCAGUAACUAUUUUAUUUAGUUUUAAACAUAAAUUGCCUAAAAUGAAACACCCUAAUGCAUACAAGUAAAAUACCAACCCUCCUCACACUAUUUGGGGGGGUGUGCUUGAGCAUGUAUGUGUGUAUGUGUUUAUAUAAUUUGUAAUACACACACACAGGCGUACGCGCAGGCACACCGCACGAAAACGGACAUCAGCAAUCACAUAUAAUACGAGUAUUACAGACACAAACACACACACACACGCACGUAGAUAUGUACAUAUGUGGUCCGUUGCCAAGGCAUACAUAUAAGGCGGGCAUAUGGUUGAGGCAACACUCGAAGCCACUCCACACACGCAACGCGCACACACACACACACAGAGACACACACCCACGCCCAAAUGCCACUCUAUAAAAAAAGAAAGAAUUAAGAAAAAAACACACA
Scaptodrosophila lebanonensis is the source of this 4042-nucleotide messenger RNA. Its product is annotated as transcription factor SPT20 homolog. NCBI's taxonomy places the organism in Eukaryota, Metazoa, Arthropoda, Insecta, Diptera, Drosophilidae. The record is from RefSeq and is a predicted model, not a curated record. The coding region runs from base 212 to 1117 and encodes 301 amino acids. The transcript has 2 exons.